UCAAGCUAUUUCGGUGUUUCUCUUUCUUCCAGUGUCGCAACAAUUGGAGUUUUUUUCUGGAAUUUUAACAGGAGAGAGAGAGAAGAAGAAAAAAAUCGCGUUUGCGUUUUAAAAGAUAGCGUAUUUAAAAAGAAAUAUGUAAAGUGUUAGAAUAGUUGUUUUAUUAUUUAGAGGUGAACGUUAUUUUAAUUUAUUUUUAUAAAUUUUUGAAAGCACUAACUUUAGGGAUUCCGUGUGUUCUAGGUUAACGUGUGGUUCUAUAAACUCGUGUAUAUUUUCCACGGUAAGGUUGUGAUCUAAAACAUAAAAUAUUUGAGUGUCGCAGCCUUAAAGAUUUGUGUUCAGCGCGGUAAAAUGGGGAGUUAGUGACUUAAAGUUUCAUCACUAUGAAAACAAGACACAGGACUGGGAUGUUUCUGGAAGAAUUCUGGUGCUAUGGGAACUAGAGGGCGUGGCAGUAUCCGGCCUGGAAUGGAACCGUUCUGCCAUCUUUGGACCACUGUCGUUGUCGUCGCUCUGAUGCUCACAGUUAUAGCAGCCACUGCGAAAAGAAAUGAGAAAAAAUCUCACCUGGACGAGCUGUCGUGGGAGGAGAUCGUGGUCAAGAGCAUCCUGGAGUCGUACAAGAUGAGGACCAUCUACAGCCGGCCGGUGCUGCGCUACAACGACACCCUCAACGUCAAGUUCGCCGUCCAGCUGCAGCAGAUCAUGGGUCUCAAUGAGCAGGAGCAGAUCCUGACUCUCAACAUUUGGGACCAGAUCGAAUGGCACGACGCCUAUAUCUCCUGGAAACCUGAAGACUAUGGUCACGUGUUUAAUGUCAGGAUACCCUGUCAUAACGUCUGGACACCUGACAUCAAGCUGCACAACUACGCAGACCUCCGUCUCAAAGAACACCGUGACGCCCUCUGCAUCGUCAACCACAACGGCGACAUCUACCACGUCCCGCAGGUCGUCUACCGCAGCUCCUGUCUCAUCGACGUCUACGUCUUUCCGUUUGACGUCCAGAACUGCACGCUCAAGUUCGGCUCCUGGACGUACAGCUAUGAUAAGCUGGAUCUGAGCUUCUACGGUGGCAAGGAGUGGAUAGAUCUUACAGAGUACAUCGAGAGUAGUUCUUGGUCUAUCCUGGACGUUCCCGCCUACCGUCACAUCAAGAACGUCCGCAACACGAACGAGUCUAGAGUAGAGCUGUACUACCACAUUGUCUUCCAACGUCGAUCAGCCCUGUACAACUACAUCCUGAUCUUACCGUGUAUCUUGUUGACUACCAUCACACUGGUGCUGUUCUUCAUUCCGCCAGAGUCGCCGGCCAAGAUGCAGUUAGGUCUCGCCAUUUUCAUCGCCUUCUUUGUGCUCCUGCGACUUUUGGAGAAGAAUUUACCGCCUGGGACCUUGCAUAUGCCACUACUAGGUACCUAUUAUUGUUUGAAUAUGAUUUUGAUCACGCUGUCCAGUUUCUUGAACGUUCUGAUCGUUGACUUGACCACCCAUGGACAGAGGACAACAGCCCCUCCCAAAGUUAGCAAGUUUUUCUUCAACUACCUGGCCAAGUGUCUAAUGAUGGAGGAUCUAGUUCGGCCGUUCAUCUCAGCCAAACCCAAAAGUAGAACACCGAAAGACGAUAUUGGAAAGAUCGAGGAGAAAACAUGGAAGCACGAACUAGACGGCUCGAAUGAAGCAAUAGUUUCAUUACAACGAGAUCAAACCAGUCAGUGUGUCGGCCCACUGGCAGAGAUCGAACACAAGCUAGGCGAGCUGCGUGAGUUCAUGAAGCUCCAGAAACAGCGCAUCGAAGACCGCGACAAGAAGGACAACAUCGCCAAGCAGUGGAAGGCGGUAGCGCUCAUCCUGGACAGGAUCUUCUUCUUCCUCUACCUCCUCCUCAUCUUCGCCUCCCUCAGCUACACACUUCCGGUCCUCACCUGGUCCAACACCAGUUACAACUCAUCCCUCGUGCAGAUCGCCAAAACUGCUGUUUAAUUAUUUAUUUUUUUUGGACGAAAUCUUGAAUCGACUGGAGAAAUCUUGAAUCAACUAGAGAAAUCUUAAAUCGACUGGACAAAUAUAGAAUCAACUGGAAAAAUCUUGAAUCAACUGGAGAAAUCUUCAGUCAACUGGAGAAAUUUUGAAUCAACUAAAAAAAAACCUCGAAUCAACUGAAAAAAUCUUGAAUCGCCUAAAGAAAUCUUGAAUCAACUGGAAAAAAUUUGAAUGAACUGAAGAAAUCUUUAAUCAACUGCAGAAAUCUUUAAUCAACUGUAGAAAUCUUUAAUCAACUUGAGAAAUCUUGAAUCUGAUAACGUAAAAAAACAACAACAAUGCAACUUCAACUGGAUGAGAAAAAAGAUAUUGAGCUUCCAGCUAUACAGAAUUAAUACGUUUUUGUAAUUUGGUUCUACUUUAGUAAAAUUUUAAAAAAAAAUGAUAUAAUAUACAUAUACAUUAGGAAUAUUUUUGUCUGGCAUAUUUAUGCAUUCAUCUAAUUCUAAUCAUUAAAGUCGAGUUUUAAUGCAAAUGAUAUUUCGCUUUGAAUAUUCGAGACAUCAGUAUUCAAAAUAAGAUAAUCGUUUUUUAUACGAUUACCUUUCACUUCGAUGAAUUUUUUAUAUUGUUUUAUUUAUUAACUUAAAAGAUUUACGUCUUUCUAGGUAGCUUAGCAAAACAAGUCUGUCGUUAUUGUUACAAUUGACAUUUCCUACAUGAAAUGAUAUGUUUAUUUUUAAUAGACAGGAACUUGUUUAUGUCUUGUUACACCGUGUACAUUUAUUCUAUAUUUACGUGUGUCACGUGGUAUUUAUUAUUGGAAGGCGAGGCGUGGGUUUUCAUGCAUGGCUUAACGCACAGUGAGCACUUUCUCGAAUCACGUGAAUGCAAUGGUAAGCGGUUGGAUAUUUAAGACAUUUCUACUUCAAUAGGGCUGGUAAGUAGGUCACCAACCAGUUCUACGGCUCAAUAAAAACUGCAUGAGCCAUGGAACUGGUUGGUGACCUAUUUACCAGCCCUAUUUGUUCUCAUAAGUGUACAAAAAAACAACAACAUGUAUUUGAAUAGCUGCGUGGAUUUGAAUGCAUACAUUGUUUUGAAAGUUAGUUAUAAGACUAACUUCAAUGACAUUUUAGCGACGUUGAAAAUUAAAUACUCUUGUUAUGCAAUGUUCACAGAUACUAUUUAUUCUAGUAGAUUUAGCACUUUGUCAAUGAUAUUGCAUUAAAUGUCUAGAAUCGAUUUUUGAAGCUUCGUUAACGAUGCUACACGUUUCGAGGUCCGAAACAAAUGAAUGUUUUGUUUUGUUUCUAGACUCGAAACGACUUUUUUUAUAAUUAAAUAUUUUUUUCAUGUUAUAUUGUCCAUAUUUUAGCGUUGCAUCUACGUUCGAACUACUUGUCUCUGCGACUAAAUUACUUGUUACAACUUUAUUAUCAUUAUAGUGAAAUAACAUCCAUGUUUAGCUAAAUUGUAUCCUUGAUCGAACUACGUGUCUCUAGGAUUGAACUUUUUCUUCUUGGUCGAGUCUAUGUACAUUUGUUGUAACUGUAGAGCAGAAGUAAAUAAACCACGACAGAUGUGUGUGAUAAAAUCCGGUGAAAUAUAAAUCCCAAUAACUCUAAUGUGCGAGCGUUGACAUCUUUAUUACACAAGUAUGUUGCACACUCAUGCACAAAUGUGCAGCCUCUGAUAAAGGUGAGCACAAUGGCUGUGUCGUUAGAGGCGUAUUGUGUUCGUAAUGACAAUAACAUAAAAUAAAUAUAGCGCGGUGUAGCCUGAGAAUUGAAAACUUUUUUC
Messenger RNA from Physella acuta, 3786 nucleotides. Its product is annotated as neuronal acetylcholine receptor subunit beta-3. Gene Ontology annotation, biological process: monoatomic ion transmembrane transport. Gene Ontology annotation, cellular component: postsynaptic membrane. Lineage: Eukaryota; Metazoa; Mollusca; Gastropoda; Physidae. Gene Ontology annotation, molecular function: acetylcholine-gated monoatomic cation-selective channel activity; transmembrane signaling receptor activity. The record is from RefSeq and is a predicted model, not a curated record.